Epithele typhae is the source of this 918-nucleotide messenger RNA. RefSeq lists its product as uncharacterized. The transcript is spliced from 6 exons. The coding region runs from base 1 to 918 and encodes 305 amino acids. The record is from RefSeq and is a predicted model, not a curated record. NCBI's taxonomy places the organism in Eukaryota, Fungi, Basidiomycota, Agaricomycetes, Polyporales, Epitheliaceae.
AUGGGCAAGCACCCCACGCCGCUCCUCCGCCGCGCGUCGCCGCAUACGCUCAAGUCCCCCGCCAUCGUGACGUCGCGGGCCACGAGCUCGCCCCACCGCAAACCUGCUCUCUUUCACAGGUCGACCAUCGCGCACGCACUGCGGAGCCCCGCGCACCGUGCGCGUGCAAGCUCAGCCAACACCGGCCGCUUCCUCGCCUCGCGCUCGCAGCUGACGACAAUCCAAGAAGAGCCAGAGGACGAGGUGCCCGAAGCCAGUGCUCGUCGGCAGCGCGCAUACGGCGAUCCCCACGGGCCCCGGAGGCAUCCCGCGUGGUCGCCGACCGCAAUUGGGCUGGACGCCGAUGUCGACAUGCUCUCGGAGGACGACGAGUCGACGCUGCAGGCCAUGUUCGAGGACAGUUCGUCUGAGCACGACGAGGCGGAGCAGCUCAUGGCUCUCGUCGACAGCCUCAAAGGGCCCAUGGCCGCGCAGAGCGCGAGUCUGAAGGACUACCUACGGCGCGCGAUCAUGCCGGCAUAUGACAAAGUCAAGGCUGUCCACGCCACGAUCGAGGACAAGGUGGACUUGAGGUUCGGCGCCGGGCUGCUGACGUUCGACGAGGUAUGCAAAAAGGUCGAACGGAUCGCGCUCCGGGAUGAAGACGGACUGCGUUCUGCGCGCGCCGAGUCGCAGUACAACAUCGAGAGAACGCUGGAGGAACUUGAGGCCGCAUACGCCCGCCGGAAGGAGCUCUGGGCCAAACUGGAAGACGACCUGGAGCGCUGUGCUGCUCGUGCUUCGACUGCUCUGGAAGCGCUAGGAGCGGACGUGGAACAAGCCAUUUCGCAUCUGGACAAGAGGAGCAAAAGUCUCGACAAAGAUUCGGGCGCAGCUGCAAACAACAAGAUGCUCCGCGAUAUGCUCGAGAAACUAUGA